Messenger RNA from Magallana angulata, 4077 nucleotides. RefSeq lists its product as uncharacterized. The record is from RefSeq and is a predicted model, not a curated record. Gene Ontology annotation, biological process: regulation of apoptotic process. The coding region runs from base 447 to 3686 and encodes 1079 amino acids. Gene Ontology annotation, molecular function: protease binding; death domain binding. Lineage: Eukaryota; Metazoa; Mollusca; Bivalvia; Ostreida; Ostreidae. The transcript has 17 exons.
UAAGAUGGGCUAGGUAUUUCUUUUGUAUAAUCUUUAUAGUUCUCGGGAUUGGAGAGAACCGCCACGCCAGAACGGUAUCUCCAUCAUACAGAAUACAGGACUGUUCGCCCGAGAGACUGACAAUGCCUAUCUGAUAUGCGAUAUUCUUUCGUACGAUAAAGACAUAGGACCAGUCAAUUCGCCCCGAAAGAGCAUUCGCACCGAGACGUUUCACCCCGAGAUGUUUCGCACCGGUUAACUACAUAUAAAUAAAUAGCACAGGCAGGAAACGUCUCAGCGCGAAAGGUCUUUCGGGGCGAAUGGUCUCGGCGCGAAACACCAAUUCUGAUUCUGACCUGAUUUAGCUGGGAACCCCCCUCCCGCAACUGGCUGCAGAAGCGUACAAGUAUGGUGUUAACAAGGUAGACAUUUGUCCACAAAAUAAAACUGAGUGGGAGGAGGCAUCCAUGAGACUGAACUGCUCUAAUGACACUAAAUCCCCUCUGAACCGAUACCACUGCCUACCUGUCCACGACCUAACUACAUUACUGGAGUUUUGUUAUAACAGGACCAGACCUCAGGUUGUAAAAGGUUUGUGUAUGGUUUAUGUACAGGAAAGCAAUUACUUUAAUAGUUACAACUGUACAACGUUCGAAGAUGGUUGUCCAGAUAUGUUCUAUCUCAGUGAUGAAAGUUAUAAAUACCCAAAAUGUAUGGAUAUUGAUCCGAUUGGUCGCUGCUACCUCGCCGAGUCAUCUUGCAAACUGGCAACAACGACUUCAAGUGAUAUAACAUCUAUUUCGAGAGCAGCUGAAAAUAGUUCAUCUCCAACAAGUACCGAUGAUGUAGUAGUUAUAGCUAUAUCGACAAGUGUAGGAUUUCUGGUACUCACUUGUAUAGUAGUAGCUAUUAUUUACAAACGGAGGGACAUUUGUUGUAAACGCAAAGCAUGUGUUACAGACAUUGAUUUUGACCAUAAAGAUAAAGAUCCUCUGUUGCCGAGGUCAGAAAUUGCUGAAAUUGAAAGUCAAGGACUAAACUAUCUUUUACAUGAGUUCCCGAGCGACAAAAACCCUAAACUUAUUGCAAAAAUAUUAAAUGUACCUCCUGAAAUUUUAAGUUGGAGUAUGGAGAGGAGACAACAAUUUGUAGAGAGCAUGAAUAAGGGAAGUGUAAAUGAAUAUAGUGGAAGAGGAAUUGUGAUUGGGACUGCUGACACAGGAAAGAUAAAUCUUGUUGAAAAACUUAAGAGAAAAAGUAAUCUAAGGACGGAGUCAACAAGAGGAAUCAAAAUUUAUUCCCAUGAAUUUAUGCUGGACGCAAAGGAGUGCACAAUUAUAGGGGCAAAUGACAAAGAAAGGGGGGAAAAGCCCGAUGGAAAUGAACCCAGUCUAACUUCUUUUGACAAAAUGGAACUCAAAGACGUACAGACAGGAGAACAUCUUAUUGCAAAACAGACAAAUUUAGAUACUGAGCCACCUGUCAGUAACUCAAGAGACCCCUCUGAUGUAGUGCUUAAAGUCAACAAAAGUCAGAUAUUGCAACCAUUGGUUGAUAUCUGUUGUUGUGUACGUUCGAAGAACAAAACCGGAUUGAAAAGGUUAAAUCUUCUGGAUUUCGAUGGAAAAAAUGCAUGUCAUCGCAUUUUCUUUAGUUCUCGGGCGUUUUAUAUCAUUUUGAUUGACAUCUCAAAAGCCUUACACAGCCCAAUGGAUGAGGGAUUUUACAGUGACUGGACGUACGCAGAUUAUAUAAGAUACUGGCUCGGAUUCAUUCAUACCUACGGUUCAAUGUCCGCACCCGUUAUUUUGGUAGCCUCACACUUUGGAGGCAGAGAAGCAGAUAAAGAUAAGACGGUUCUUUCGGAGUAUUUAGAGGAACUUUGUCAUACUCUUCCGCAAACAUUAGUAAAACACCUUGAUAAAAAACGAGCAUUUUUGGUGAAGAAAACGUCCGACAAGAACCUGAAAGAUCUCAAAAAGUGCAUUGCAUCAACUUUGAAAUUACAGGAUCAUUGGGGUAAAAGUAUUCCAAAAAUCUGGACUAAGAUUGAGUCUGUAUUAAAUAUGAAGAGAAGGUCUUUGAAAAUUUGUAGCAUUUCAAGUAUCCUCGAAGAUCUUAAGAGGAUAGAUGACAAGCUUAUAAACAAUGAUGACGAUUUAGUUACAGUUCUUGUGUAUUUUCACGAUACAGGAGUAAUUUUAUUUCGAAAAGAUUUUGAUGAAAUAAUUCUUGAUGUGCAAUGGUUUGCUGAUGCCUUUAAAAGCAUUGUUGUGAAAGACAAACACAGUCUGGCACAAUUCAAAGAAUUAAAUGGGUAUGGUUUGUUAUCUAGUCAAUUACUUAAUGAUUUGUGGUGUAACAGCGAUCUUACAUUCCAUGAAAACCGAGAUAAACUCGUUAAACACAUGGUUAAACUAGAUAUGAUAGCAGAACUAAAUUCAACGCUAUGGUAUGUUCCAUGCAUGAACAAGCAACAGUACACCAAAAGCAUUCUAGAAAACUGUACUGUUUCAUCUACGUUAUGUUUUGUGUUUGAAUUUUUACCUAUUGAUAUUUUCCAUUGCCUUGUUGCUACAUGCAUCAACAAACAUAAUAUGACAUUAUGGCAAAGGGAGGAAAAGUAUUGCGUAUAUAACAAUGUAACAUUACUGAAAUGUGAGAACACGACACUAACAGUGCUUAUCAGUAUUCGAUGUGGAAAGAAGAACACAGAUGAAGAAUAUCCUCAUUCAAUUGAGAUUCAAGCCAUUAAUAUGAAUGAUCGUGUAGGAACGAUUGACAAUUCUUUGUGUUCAGGUAUUAAACAGAUCAUAUGUGAGGUUCUUUCCGAUCUGACCCAGACCUUUCAAACAGAAAAAGAACCCUUUCAUCUUGGAUACAGAUGUGUAAGAACACCAUACGGUGAUCUUCGAGAGGGUCAUAUCAUAUUAGAGAAGGAUAUAUCUACUGAUUGUGGGGUUAAAUGCUCAAAAUGUGAACAAAACCCUGAGAUAGAAGUGGACUCUUUAAUCGGUCAUUGGAAGCCUACCGACAAUCAAGGACAAUCAAGUGGUGCAUGUGGUGGAAUUGCAACAGAUUCGGUGUUCUACCAGAAAGCCCCUGAAACAAAAAACGAAGACUCAUGGACGGUUAGAAGUAAUGCCUAUGGCAUGGAACAAAUACACAAAGAUGCCCUGCGCCGUACACGGGUGGCGCUUGUUGAAACCUUGGACGUGGAUAUCAUUUAUGACGAGCUUUUAGGCAAGGAUAUUUUCACUCCUAUUAUGAUGGAGUAUAUAAAGAAUGAACGAACGCGCAUUGACAAAGUUCGCCGGCUUUUGGAUGACUUAAUUAGAAGAGGAUCGAACGCUUACCACGACUUUCUUGAGGUUCUUAGGGAAACUGGGUACAAACACCUGGCAAAAAAAAUCGUGGAAAAUGAGGAUAUUCUUCGCAAAGAAAACGCUUCCAAACAAGCUAGAGCAGAAAUUCAUACCUCCUUUAAUUUGAUUUUUGAUAAAUCAAAAAGUAACACUCCCGUACAAUCUCCUUUAGUACCGAGUGGAAUUUCAAAUUCAAAUCCUACUUCGUUGGAAUCAUUUGACCCCAGUUCAACAUCUAAAUUAUCGUCAGAAUCCGUUCCCCCACCGACUAGAGCAGAGUCGUCAAAUGUCGAACCUCACCCAGGUGGUUUGGUUUUUCAUGAAAUAGAAUCAGAUAAUUAGUGAUGGUGACAUAAUGGAUGAGAACAGUGGGGGCAUCACUGCUGAUUUAGCAGACGGUAAUUUUGGAAGUGUACACCAACUUGAGAACUAUCCGCAGUUUGUUGAAUUUGUGUGGAAUGUGCAUUGUUGCUUCUUGUUCAUAUUCAAGUAGAGCAAGACUUAACUCUAAUACUGAAAUAUUAACUAAAGGAAUAUCAUAAUGGAAGGAUCUGAGGGGAAAUUCGUGUUUUUGAAUGAUAUAAAUAUAUUAACAACAUUUUAUUUAUUUAAUUAUUCUUGGGUUUUUUUUAUUUUAUACUAAGGAUGACUGCACUUAAGGACAUUUAAAAUUGCGACAAAAAUUUUAAAAUGAGCAUAUUUCUUUAAAUUGUAGGAAUUGUCAAUGUCCUAG